AUGGAUCCCCUCUCCAUCACCGCCAGUGUAAUCACCGUUGUCACCCUAACCGGCCAACUAAUAUCUCUCGGUUACUCCUACGGCGUCGGUGUCUCGGGAUGUCCUCAAGAACUCCGAGACCUAACAACGGAACUGAUAUCCUUCAGUACAAUCCUCGGCGCCGUAAGGAGUGUGCUAGACCCUACUCAAAACCCCACCGCGGGGCCACAUCCGACGCUGAUUGGGAACUCCCUGCAAAAUAACCUCGAUGAGUGCGCUACGCAGUUGGGGAAACUCUUGCUGUUCUUGCAAAAGUAUCAGGACCCGGCGGAUGGGAAGGUGAAGAAGGUUGUGAAGAGGAUGAUGUGGCCGUUGAAAGAGCAGGAGACCAAAGAGUGGAUUGCGAGGAUUGAGGGAUAUAAGAGCACAUUUUCGUUGGCGUUGUCAACGGAUGGGUUGUAUGUCUUGAAUCCUCCCCCUCUACUUUCUGCGGGUGCAUUAAAGGGUUGUGGGGCUGACUCGUGCGUGGCUUUAGACAUCUUUCGCGGGUUAUAUCGGUGAAUGUACUCGAGCUGAAGAAGGACCAAGAGGAGGAGAGGAGAUUGGCGGUUUUGAAGAGGAAAGGUUGCUACCCCGGAGAAUUUUCCCCGCUGUGCUUUCUAAUCGUGAGGGUGGUUACUGCAGGUGACAAGUUCCUUAAGACACUGAAUUGGCUUUCACCAGCGGAUCGUUGGAGAAACUAUGAUGCGGCGUGCAUGCUGAGAAAUCCGGGGACGGGUGGGUGGGUGACGGAGAGGGAUGGUUUCAAGGAGUGGUUGAAGAAGGAUAAUUCAAUGCUCUGGAUUCAUGGCAUUCGUGCGUCCUCAAUACCACUACUGCUAUCUGGCAUCAGUUCUCGGAGGCUAACUUCAGCAACUACCAGCUGGCUGCGGAAAAACCAUCCUAUCGUAAGUGCUCAAACAAACCACUUCAAUGCACUUCUAACACCGGUCCAGAUCAAUAAUAAUCGACAAAAUCCAGGACGAAAUCGAGCAAACCGACACGGAGCUAAUAUACUACUACUUCGACUUCAAGGAAGCCACCAAGCAAACUUCUCGCGACCUCUACGGAAACCUAAUCUCCCAACUCCUCGAGAAUGAUAGCGAAGUUUCUCCUGAGGUUGAAAGGCUUCACGACGAUGCCAACGGCAACCCACCGCAACUCGACGACCUAAAAGAAGCCCUUAUAAAACUCUUAGCAGCCCGGCCAAAAACCAUCAUAGUAAUCGACGCACUAGAUGAGUGCCAGGACCGUUCAGAGAUCCUUGACAGCUUAUUGAAACUCCACGAGCCGGCGAGCGGGAAGGUUAAUCUUCUUAUCACCAGUCGACAGGAAGAAGAUAUCAAGCGGGCAUUCUCGGGAUUCCCCAAUAUAGCGAUCAAACCGGCGGAUAUCAAGGAUGAUAUCAAGAAGUUCAUCACAACUGAGAUGGAGCGCCAGCCAAAGCUUCGGCGUCUGCCCCCACACAUGAAAGCGGAGAUCAUGAACGCCUUGUCAAUUGGCGCUGAUGGAGUGUGCGAUACAUUCCCCCCAUCCCCUUCCCUUCUAUCACAUCAGACGGCGCAACUCACUGACAGGCACGGGUUAUAGGUUCCGCUGGGCAAAACACUCCCUAGAACGUGUCGCUCGCCAACGCACCAACAAAGCCAUAAGAUCCACCCUCCAUGCCCUCUCCCGCAACAUGGACCAAACCUACGAACUCGCACUCACAAAAAUCCCCCCGGAAGACGCCAUCCUCGCCCAGCGUAUUCUACAAUGGCUCGUAUGCUCCUUCAGGCCACUGACGCUUGAAGAACUUGUCGAGGCCAUAGCAAUAGAUCCCGGAGCUUGCACACUCGAUCGGACAACCCUUCUCAACGACCCCGAGGACAUAAAAGAGAUAUGUGCUGGCCUAGCUAGUCUCGGUGACGACGGGAAAACCGUCGGGCUUGCCCACUUUUCCGUAAAAGAGUACCUGAUAUCCCCGCAAAUCGCGAGCAGUCCCACGGCAGCGCCAUUCAGGAUAGACCUCCAGGAGACGCACGUACUCCUUGCGAAACGGUGUCUGACGUAUCUGUCCUUUGAAGAUUUCGAGUUGGGACCCACGAGAGAUGAAGCGGAGUUUGAGAAGAGGGUUGAGGAUCACCCGUUUCUGAGGUACGCUUCGCAGAACUGGCCGCUGCACGCUCUGCGAUAUUCUCCCGAUCGGGAUGAUGUGGAAUUUCUGGCCCUAGCGAACGGCUUCCUGAACCCCUCCGCCGUGGGUGAGAAUCUACUGGCGUGGGCGCAGGCACGGCAUGUGGAGGAGGUGGGAGUGGCGGGGAAGUGGGAUGGCUAUUUAGACUGUGAGGUUGUUAAGGUGCUGUUGAAGAAGGAGAAGCAAGAGAUCGAGGCCUUGAUUAAAGAUCCCUGGGCUCUGGCGGGGUGUGAGUGUUUUGGUGGCGGAGGGAGUGGUGGAGGGAGGGUCGCUAUUUGA
Molecule: messenger RNA, 2473 nt
Organism: Tuber aestivum (summer truffle)
Lineage: Eukaryota; Fungi; Ascomycota; Pezizomycetes; Pezizales; Tuberaceae
Source: the annotation of a GenBank genome assembly